ACGCCGAGGUUCCGAGCAUUCCAUUCGCCUUCCUCCUCUCUUUCCCUCGCGCGCCUCUUAGACCUCGGUAGCUCGCUGCUGCUGCUGCUGCUGCUUUUCUCCACGCACGAAUACUGUACUGCGAAGGAAAAAGAGUGUUUAAUCCAUCAAGAUGCCUCACCAAUACCCAGCCUUGACUCCAGAGCAGAAGAAGGAGCUGUCCGAUAUUGCCCAUCGUAUUAUAGCACCUGGCAAAGGAAUCCUUGCUGCAGAUGAAUCCACUGGCAGCAUUGCCAAGCGCCUCCAGUCCAUCGGCGCUGAGAACACUGAAGAAAACCGCCGCUUCUACAGGCAGCUGCUCUUUACAGCAGACAACCGUGUCAACCCUUGCAUUGGGGGUGUUAUCCUCUUCCAUGAGACUAUGUACCAGAAGGCUGAUGAUGACCGCCAGUUCACCAAGGUCAUUAAGGACAAAGGCGCUGUUGUAGGCAUCAAGGUUGACAAAGGUGUUGUACCUCUUGCUGGGACUAAUGGAGAGACCACCACCCAGGGUCUGGAUGGCUUGUCCGAACGUUGUGCCCAGUACAAGAAGGAUGGAGCCGACUUUGCCAAGUGGCGUUGUGUCCUGAAGAUCUCUCCAACCACCCCUUCCCAUCUGGCCAUCAUAGAGAAUGCCAAUGUUCUGGCUCGUUAUGCCAGCAUUUGCCAGCAGAAUGGGAUUGUUCCUAUUGUGGAACCUGAAAUCCUUCCCGACGGUGACCACGACCUCAAACGUUGCCAGUAUGUGACAGAGAAGGUUCUGGCUGCUGUGUACAAGGCCUUGAGCGACCACCACAUCUACCUUGAGGGGACUCUGCUGAAGCCCAACAUGGUGACAGGAGGCCAUGCCUGCACCAAGAAAUACACUCCUGAGGAAGUUGCCAUGGCAACAGUUACCGCUCUGCGCCGCACUGUGCCCCCAGCUGUGCCUGGAAUCACCUUCCUGUCUGGUGGCCAGAGUGAGGAAGAGGCUUCCAUCAACCUAAAUGCCAUCAACAAGUGCCCUCUGCAUAAGCCAUGGGCCCUGACCUUCUCCUACGGCCGUGCCCUGCAAGCUUCUGCUCUCAAGGCCUGGGGUGGCAAGAAGGAGAACCUCAAGAAUGCUCAGGAGGAAUACAUCAAGCGUGCUUUGGCCAACAGCCUUGCCUGCCAAGGCAAAUAUGUUCCAUCUGCCCAAUCUGGAGCCGCUGCCAGCGAGUCUCUCUUUGUAUCCGACCAUGCUUAUUAAAACCAGAAGCUUGGUUGCACUGUC
This is a messenger RNA of Pogona vitticeps (central bearded dragon), 1270 nucleotides long. It is a transcript of the gene ALDOA, whose product is annotated as aldolase, fructose-bisphosphate A. Gene Ontology annotation, molecular function: fructose-bisphosphate aldolase activity. The record is from RefSeq and is a predicted model, not a curated record. NCBI's taxonomy places the organism in Eukaryota, Metazoa, Chordata, Lepidosauria, Squamata, Agamidae. Gene Ontology annotation, biological process: glycolytic process.